CGUGGCCGCGCCUCCUCGCGCGGGCUGGUGGCCGGCCGCGGCCAUGGGGGAAGCGGAGGUGGGCGGCGGCGCCGCGGGCGACAAGGGUCCGGGGGAGGCGGCGGCGAGCCCCGCGGAGGAGACGGUGGUGUGGAGCCCCGAGGUGGAGGUGUGCCUCUUCCACGCCAUGCUGGGCCACAAGCCCGUCGGUGUGAACCGGCACUUCCACAUGAUCUGCAUCCGGGACAAGUUCAGCCAGAACAUCGGGCGGCAGGUCCCCUCCAAGGUCAUCUGGGACCACCUGAGCACCAUGUACGACAUGCAGGCGCUGCACGAGUCUGAGAUUCUUCCAUUCCCGAAUCCAGAGAGGAACUUCGUCCUUCCGGAAGAGAUCAUUCACGAAGUCCGGGAAGGAAAGGUGAUCAUCGAGGAGGAGCUGAAGGAGGAGAUGAAGGAAGACGUGGACCCUCACAACGGGGCCGAUGACCUUUUCUCAUCUUCAGGAAGCUUGGGGAAAGCAGCUGAAAAACCCAGCAAAGAGAAAGACAGGAGCUGCUCUGACCCCGGGUCCAAGGAGGGGGCCGACAAGCGCAAGCGCAACCGCGUCACCGACAAGGUUCUGACGGCCAACAGCAACCCCUCGAGCCCCAGUGCCGCCAAGCGGCGGCGAACCUAGACCCAGGCCCGGGUCGGGGGGGGGUCAGGCCGGGCUCAGCCAAGGGCCGCCGGCGGGGCCAGAGGGCCUCCCUUAGCCGGAGCAGCCUGGGUUGCCGCUGUCCGCAGCCAUGGGGCCGAGGAGGUUUGUGGGGGCUGUCUUCUCGCGAGGACACAUUGCGUCCCUUGGGCUGCUGAUGAGGUGCUGCUGGGGUGAGCUGCCGGCCGCGUCAGGGCAGACUGCGCCAGCCCGCUGCACGCCGGAGGGCUGGGUGCUCCGAUGUCCAGGCCGGGCUGGACGCGGGGCCUGGAGCCAGCAACACAGACCUGUCAGCCGCUUUCUAAACCCAAAGGGCCACGAGAACGGGCCUUGAGUGCCACACCCGCCCGCCCCAGUGGCCCUCGCCCCUCGAGACGGACCCAGACACUCUGCCUUGCUUCGUUGGCUUGCACUGUAACUGUGUAUAUAAUUUGGUUGGUACUUCACUAUUUAAUUUUUUAGAAGACUAUUUUAUUAGUGUUUUAUAUGAAACAUAUUGCGGAAGUUAAACCUGUGUUGUAUUUUUCCUGGAGUGUUUUGUUUUAAGGUAAUGAAUACUGAGAUACUUUGUGCUCAGUUUUUAUAUGCCAGAUAUUGAGAAUUUGUAGCAGUUAUUUUUGUAUCAUCACAUAGCUUUCAGAGAGACCGAGUGAGUGAGGAGGCCACGUGCCGGCUGAGGAGGGAGGCAGCUGCAGUGUUUGUGGGAAGGGACUUCCACUUGGCUGCUGGAAACAUUAAAGCGCAAAAAAUGAA
This is a messenger RNA of Choloepus didactylus (southern two-toed sloth), 1426 nucleotides long. It is a transcript of the gene MRGBP, whose product is annotated as MRG domain binding protein. Gene Ontology annotation, biological process: regulation of transcription by RNA polymerase II. NCBI's taxonomy places the organism in Eukaryota, Metazoa, Chordata, Mammalia, Pilosa, Megalonychidae. The transcript has 5 exons. The coding region runs from base 44 to 655 and encodes 203 amino acids. Gene Ontology annotation, cellular component: nucleus; NuA4 histone acetyltransferase complex. The record is from RefSeq and is a predicted model, not a curated record.